UGCGUGGCCGCGGCCGCCGACCGGGACGAGAUCACCGUGUGCAUCACGCCGACCACCGGCGGCCAGUUCGAGCUCGCGGUGGACCGCAACGACACCGUGGAGAAUCUCAAAAAGAUCAUCUCCAAGAAGCUGAAGGUCGCCAAGGAGCGCAUCUGCCUGCUGCAUCGCGAGAGGCAGCUGCGCGAAGGAACACUCGCGGAAAACGGCCUACAGAACGACAGUCGGCUGACGCUGCUGCCGAGCGUGGAAACCGGAUUGUUGGCGCAACGACCGGAGCAGAGCGUAAUGCAGGCCUUGGAGAGUCUCAAUGAUUCACAGGUGAAUGACUUCUUGUCCGGCAAGGCGCCGCUUAAUCUGACGAUGCGACUGGGCGACCACAUGAUGUUGAUCCAGCUGCAGUUGUCUACCGUAACCCCGGCAUCGCCGACCGCCACUCAAGCAACCUCCGCCAGCAGUAACGGCCACAAUCACCACAGCAGCAGCAGCAGCAGCAGUAGCAACAACGUCGCUGGCUUGCCUAACAGUGGUAAUGUCACGAGCAUGUCCAAUUUGUCUGGCGGUCACUCGUCGUUACAGGCCAGAAGAUGCCUAACGGCCAGAUCACCGGGAAAUAUCGUCAAGCCGCAGAACGCCGCCGGGGCACCGGCUGGCAGAACGUCGCAUCUAAUUAGCAGCCUCGCCAGCGCCCUACACGCAGCUGCCAGCUACAGCAGCAGCAGCAGCAGUCUACCCACCGCCAGUAUCACUACCACGACCACCAGCCCGGUAUGCUCCAGCCGGGUCACAACAUCCUCCACGUCCGUCUCGGCGGCGCCAAUUAGCCCGACGCAUUCGUCGUCAUUGUCGUCCAGCGGCAACUCGGGCCAGUCUACGCGUGGCAAUUCGCACGGCGUCCCACCUACGAAUGGCAAUUCUUCCAGCGCGUGUCAGCCCUGUCCGCUCUAUCAUCAUCAUCAUCAUCACGGCCAUCAUCACGGUCAUCACCAUGGUCACCAUCAUCACCACCACCACCAUCACCAUCAUCACCAUUCGAGAAACAAACCUAGCUUGCCCAACCUUUCCUCUUCUUCUUCCUCCUCCUCCUUCAGUUCGGGUUCGUCCCCGAUUCAGGAGCAGCCUGCCUUGGAGCCGAUGUCCUACGACGCGACGCUACCCAGGAAGAAGCUCUGCAGCGGCCAUCACCAUCACGGCCAGCCGUCGUCGUCCGUUACCACCAGUAGUGGCGUAGACGCCACGAGGAGUCAGCACGAGGAAUCGAAUCCGCAGAGCCCGACGUGCGCCUCAUCGCUGAUGCUGGAGCAGUCGCCGCCCAAGCCCGCCACCCUCGACACCCGGGCGCUCGCCGAGGCGUCUCGGAACCUCACCCAGAAGCUGAAGCAGCUCUCCUCUGAGGUACUCACCUCGCGGGUCGACCUCGCAGAGGAGAACGCGAGACGCAGGCAAGGCGCUAUAAUAGAGAGUAUGCAUCAUCAUGGCAAGGGCGUGUAUUCGGGCACGUUCAGCGGCACGCUGAACCCAGCCCUCCAGGACAGACACGGUCGGCCGAAGCGGGACAUUAGCACCAUCAUUCACAUCCUGAAUGACUUGCUCUGCGCGACACCGGCCGCAUCCGCAGGCCACUACAGGCAUCAUCAUCACAGGCAUUCGCAUACCCGCCAGCAAUCCUCCUCGAUGUCCGCAUCCUCCGCGGGCAUCGCAGCCGCCGCGAGUGGAUCCACCACGUCGGUCGGCUGUCACGAUUCCACACCAGGCUACUCCAGCGAGGAAUUGUCGAAGGAGAACGAGGCGACGAAGGGCAAGAUGCGUCGGUUGCGUUUAGUCAUGGAGCAACGUCGCGCUAAGAGAAAAGCCAGGCGACAGGCGCGAGCGGCGCCGUACACCACGCAGUGGGCAGCGAUGACUCCCGCCGACCCGAACCACGAGCCGAACACGUCGACUGCGACCUCGGGCACCACCACCACCGCUAACAGCGCGGAGCCGCAAAACGAGCCGGAGCUUCAGCCGUGUAGCCCCGAACCGGUCGUAGCUUAAAUACCACGUCACUGGCAGUCAAUUCACGGCACAGUAGUAUCCUCUAUAUUCGUACACAUAGGGUAUGAUUGUCGUUCGCGUUUCUACCUAUCGCACUGAUUUAUUCCGAUGGAAGAGAAUGCAGGAUCGAACGUGUCCUAUUCACAGCAGUUACAUCCGUUCCGUACAACUCUCAUUCCGCGCAACCAAACGCUGCAAAACGUUCUAAAUGUUUUGAUUUGACACCUAUUUUUGUUGAUACCCCGUACACGAUCAUUACCGCGGAUCCGCUGAGUUUCUCUCCGUAUUAUGCAAGUGUCUCGCUUUCUCCGAUUCGCAUUACCUUAUGCAAAUAGACGUAAUUCACGAAGAUUCGCUGGCUGACGGAUUGAGAGAUGAACUCCAAUCAUUUGUCCUUUCCUUCUAACGCUCAGAAUCGUCCCUCAAUUAAUGUAACAUUCCUUUUCUAUUUUCUUUUUUUUUACAAAUAUCUUGUUUUGCAGAGUUCUGUUCUUAGGAUCAGGAAUCUCUCUUUUUUUGUCACCUGUCUUUAAAUUCCUUUCUGCGAUGCAACAACAUCGCAUGCGUCACGCAUUAAUAUACAGUCGUCCCACAAAAAAAACCACUUGCAAUUCAUCUUCAUCCACGAACACAUCGUUCCAACUCAAUCGCGUUUGCUUAUUACUAUCAUCAAGGCACAAUGACAACGCAUCACGAUGAUCACACGAACGUUUCCCAUGACGCGGACGGCAUGCGAAGCGCGUCGGGGCAUUUGAGUGUCUAUGAAAAUGAUCGUGCGUGGCGCUAUGGUUAUAUAUUAGGCAAUAUAUAGUGUUACCGCUAUAAUAAAAAAAAUUUAUAUUACAUAUAUUACAUAUAUAUCAUUACUAUUAUGUGUAUUUAGCGUAACGAAAUACUGGGUAUCUUACGGCUAUCGUUUUCGAACGUUGAUAAAACGGUGAUCUCGCAGUGUUUGGCCGGACUCAGGACUUGAUCGUAGUUGACAAUAAUUACGCUCGGCGAAUGAAUCAGUGUGACGGUUUUAUGUAUCUGUACAUCGACAUCGCGCGGGAAGUCGAUGAAUCGUUCUGAAAGGGAGAGAGAGAAAGAUUGAGAGAGAGAGAGAAAGA
Temnothorax curvispinosus is the source of this 3140-nucleotide messenger RNA. Its product is annotated as midnolin-A-like. The coding region runs from base 286 to 2031 and encodes 581 amino acids. Lineage: Eukaryota; Metazoa; Arthropoda; Insecta; Hymenoptera; Formicidae. The record is from RefSeq and is a predicted model, not a curated record. Gene Ontology annotation, cellular component: nucleus. The transcript has 5 exons.